Notolabrus celidotus (New Zealand spotty) is the source of this 2601-nucleotide messenger RNA. It is a transcript of the gene rtcb, whose product is annotated as RNA 2',3'-cyclic phosphate and 5'-OH ligase. Gene Ontology annotation, molecular function: RNA ligase (ATP) activity. Gene Ontology annotation, cellular component: tRNA-splicing ligase complex; nucleus. The transcript is spliced from 12 exons. NCBI's taxonomy places the organism in Eukaryota, Metazoa, Chordata, Actinopteri, Labriformes, Labridae. The record is from RefSeq and is a predicted model, not a curated record. The coding region runs from base 225 to 1742 and encodes 505 amino acids. Gene Ontology annotation, biological process: tRNA splicing, via endonucleolytic cleavage and ligation.
GAACCCUUAAACUCACACUACUCUAUGAACCCAGCAGUUUCAGCAUCAUAUGUAAUUCUUUGAGGGGUCUGAAAUAUUCAUGAAUCAUGUUAAAUUGAUAAAUCGCGUUUUGCUGUCAAACUCCUCGCAGGCUUCCGUACACGUCUGCCUGCUUGCACUUUGGUAGUCAGCCGGUGAAACGCAGCUUGAUACUCUGUUAUAUUGAACCAUUUCAAAUCAGGAAAAUGAGCCGCAGUUAUAAUGACGAGCUGCAGUAUCUGGAGAAGAUCAGCGGGAACUGCUGGAGGAUUAAAAAGGGGUUCGUCCCCAACAUGCAGGUUGAAGGAAACUUUUACGUGAACGAGCCUCUGGAGAAGCUGAUGUUUGAGGAGCUUCGUAACGCCUGCAGAGGAGGAGGUAUAGGUGGAUUCCUUCCAGCGAUGAAACAGAUCGGGAAUGUGGCCGCAUUACCGGGGAUCAUACACAGGUCCAUCGGCCUCCCUGAUGUCCACUCUGGGUAUGGGUUUGCGAUCGGGAACAUGGCGGCCUUCGACAUGAGCAACCCAGAAUCUGUCGUGUCUCCAGGUGGUGUCGGUUUUGACAUAAACUGCGGCGUGCGCCUGCUGAGGACGAACCUGGACGAGGUCGACGUGCAGCCGGUGAAAGAGCAGCUCGCUCAGUCUCUGUUCGACCACAUCCCGGUAGGAGUCGGGUCCAAGGGAGUCAUUCCAAUGGGAGCCAAGGACCUGGAGGAGGCUCUGGAGAUGGGGGUGGACUGGUCUCUGAGGGAAGGGUACGCCUGGGCCGAGGAUAAGGAGCACUGUGAGGAGUACGGCAGGAUGCUGCAGGCCGACCCUAACAAAGUCUCCUCCAAGGCCAAGAAGAGAGGCCUGCCGCAGCUGGGGACUCUGGGAGCAGGAAACCACUAUUGUGAGAUCCAGGUGGUGGAUGAGAUCUACAACGACUACGCAGCGAAGAAGAUGGGCAUCGAUCACAAAGGUCAGGUGUGUGUGAUGAUCCACAGCGGCAGCAGAGGGCUCGGACACCAGGUCGCUACAGACGCUCUGGUUGCGAUGGAGAAGGCGAUGAAGCGGGAUAAGAUCACAGUGAACGACCGUCAGCUGGCGUGCGCUCGUGUCAUGUCCCAGGAGGGUCAGGACUACCUGAAGGGGAUGGCUGCUGCAGGAAACUACGCCUGGGUCAACCGCUCGUCCAUGACCUUCCUCACCAGACAGGCGUUCUCCAAAGUGUUCAACACGACGCCGGACGACCUGGACAUGCACGUCAUCUACGACGUCUCUCACAACAUCGCCAAAGUGGAGGAGCACAUGGUGGACGGGAAGCAGAAGACGCUGCUGGUUCACCGUAAAGGCUCCACAAGAGCGUUCCCCCCACACCACCCGCUCAUCCCUGUAGAUUACCAGUUGACGGGUCAGCCUGUGCUGAUCGGAGGGACGAUGGGGACCUGCAGCUACGUGCUCACAGGGACAGAACAGGGCAUGACGGAGACGUUUGGCACCACCUGUCACGGAGCGGGUCGGGCUCUGUCUCGAGCAAAGUCUCGCAGGAAUCUAGACUUCCAGGACGUCCUGGACAAACUGGCUGAUCAGGGAAUCGCUAUCAGAGUCGCCUCACCCAAACUGGUCAUGGAGGAGGCUCCUGAGUCGUACAAAAACGUGACAGAUGUCGUCAACACGUGUCACGACGCUGGAAUCAGUAAGAAGGCGAUCAAACUGAGACCGAUCGCCGUGAUUAAAGGAUGAAGAAGAGAGAAUCUGCAUUUAAAGACUGUUUACAGCAAACUAAGGAAUCAUGUGAAGCACUACGUACUCCCUUAUUUCUGUUUUUAUGGUGGUGCAGAUGAAUUUAUGUUGGGUACAUUGAUCAGAGGGGAAAAUAUGAGAGAGAGAAUUUAAUUUGUAACCUGAAAAAAAGGUGUUUGUGCCAAAUUCAUGACAAAGCAGGAAGUGGAUUACUUGAAGCUGAAUAUGAGUUAUAUUACAUUACAGUACCCUUUAGUGAGGGUAACAAACAGGGGAGGACUCUCUUUGCAUCUAAGUUUUCAUGGAACAAACCUGGCUGUGGGUCAAUAAAUAAAUAAAACAGAAGGUUUGAUUUCUGAUGAUUAGUAAACACUUUAUUCAGUUUAACAGAUGCGCUUACAGAAGGUUCAUCUCCAUAUCAAAAAGAAACAAAACAAAUCAACACAUUUCACCAUAAAUGAACAAAUUAAUUCAUUUGGCAAGUUCUUGUCAGAUAUGAUCAGACGUCAGGUUUGCUAAGGAUGAAAUAAUAAAAUACAAACAGGCUGCAGAAAACAUUUUUCAUCAAUAAGCAUCCAUAGAAGCUGAUUUUUAAGCAGUCAUAGCGUUUAAACCUUUUUCUGAUGUCCUUUAAAUCUGCUGCAGGAAGGACAAACAGAGAUGACUGCUAGAGUCAGAAAUACUGCAAUGGUAGGAUGAAGGAUUCAGAGCAUUGAGGGUAAAAACAAGGGAGUGAGGUGCAGGGGAAGUGCUGAUUCUGACAGAGUCCACUGUGUGGCGCAGUUUCGUUGACCUUUUAGUGUUGACACAGUUAAGAGAAAAUAAACUGAAGAAAUAAAUUUAAAUUUGAGUAAAAACA